AUGGGAAAGUCGACUCCGAUGGGGUCGUCGCCGGACUCGGAGCUUGGGAUAAAAGUUCAACCCCGCAAGAGUGACCCACACCCAGUUGGCGGGCCCUACCCUUACCCGCCCUACCACCUCCCUUCGAGGAAAUGGUUCCCAUGGGUGGUCCCCACCAUUGUGACUGUCAAUAUCGUUGUCUUCGUCAUUGUGAUGUACGUCAACAAUUGCCCAGCCAACUCCGACUCUGACUCUGACAACAAAUGCGUCGGUGAAUCCACUCUUGGCCGAUUUUCAUUCCAGAGCACCCAUGAGAACCCCUUGCUAGGUCCCUCUGCUGUCACGCUUCUUAAGAUAGGGGCAUUGGAAGUACAAAAAGUGGUGGAAGAGCACCAAGUUUGGAGGUUGGUGUCCUGCAUGUGGUUACAUGCUGGAGCAUUUCAUGUGUUGGCCAACAUGUUGAGUCUUCUAUUUGUUGGCAUUCGACUCGAACAAGAGUUUGGAUUCGUGCGGGUUGGUUUAUUGUAUGUAAUAUCUGGAGUGGGUGGUAGCUUGAUGUCGUCUUUGUUUGUACGCAAUACCAUUUCUGUUGGUGCUUCUGGCGCACUAUUUGGCAUGCUUGGCGCUAUGCUGUCCGAAUUGCUCAUCAACUGGACAAUUUAUGAGAACAAGAUUGAAUCUUUACUGAGUCUUAUUCUCAUCAUUGUGAUAAAUAUGGCGGUCGGGAUCCUCCCUCAUGUCGACAACUUUGCCCACUUGGGAGGGUUUGUUACCGGAUUUCUUCUCGGAUUUGUGCUCCUCAUACGCCCUCAAUUCGGAUGGGUCAGCAAAAGAUUAUCACCUGCUCCUCUUUCAACCUCUUCAAAAUCCAAGUACAAGCCAUAUCAAUGUGUCUUAUUGUUGGCAUCCCUACUAACAUUGGCUCUUGGAUUGUCUGUUGGCUUAGUUUUGCUUCUUCGUGGUGUUGAUGGAAAUGACCAUUGUUCUUGGUGUCAUUACAUGAGUUGUGUGCCUACACCACUGUGGACUUGUGAAGCUCGAUGCACGUCUAGCCAAAUUAACAACCAAUUGAAUCUGACGUGCAUGCAAAACCACAAAAGCAAAAUUUACACAUUGAAUGGAGAUAUCAACACUUCACGUAUCCAAAGGCUUUGUGCUGAACUUUGCCGCUGA
Messenger RNA from Striga hermonthica, 1152 nucleotides. Lineage: Eukaryota; Viridiplantae; Streptophyta; Magnoliopsida; Lamiales; Orobanchaceae. The record is from the annotation of a GenBank genome assembly.